AUGUUCCGCUGGCUCACUGGCCCCGGCAAAGUUUUCAAAUUUCCCCUGCCCCGUUCGACCAACUACAUGAAUGCCUACGAUGAAAAUGGUGGCCUCUUACGAGCAAACAACUUGAAACCGAUUCAAAAAGAAGAUCAGAAUGAACUACCCAAUGGCACUUUGCUGCCGGAUGAGACUGCGUCCGAUCUCAUGCCUUACCCAUUAAAUCGUGACUUUAAGAGUCAAAGAGUGCUGAGUGAAGGAUUGAAAGACGAAAUCUACAAAAGGGUCAUGGAGAACGGACAAGAUGUUGGCACAGUCAGUGUCUCGUUGGAGGUGGAAAUAAGAAGGGUGGCCGCAGUGGUCAGACUGAAAGCGUUGGAGAAGCGCUUGGUAGAUGAGGGCAAGCCUCUCGCAAUCCCAUACGCUAAAGCUGUUAUGUCUAUGCUUCCAAAAACACCUUAUAUAGCAUCUAAACCUCUACGGCACGAGCCGAUCAAUGACUUGCCUGUUCAUCAAGCUACAACUCCUCAGAUAUUCCACCCUACAUCCGAAUCUCGACACUUCACUCGUACUGAUGCUGGAAAAGCCUUCAAAUACACGCUGCUACCUGCAGACAAGCGAAUACCGCAUCCAAAACUUGUAGAGGCCCAAAUAUGGCAUAACGAGGGGUUGCAAAAGGAGGAAGUCGCGGCUCGGCAGAAGCAAAACAAGGAGGUUGAAGAGAACUUCAGACUCGAAAAAGAAAGGGCACGGAAGGCAAGAGAAGAAUCAACUACGACAACGGCAGAGACAGCCCGUUCAGUGUAUAGGUUCAAGGAGGUCAGCGUUGAGCAAGUUGGACAAGAUGGGAGAGGAAGAGGGGGAGUAGGGGCGAGGUAUGGCAUGCCUCAUCAAGACCGCAAGAAGGGGCAAAUCAAGAUUCCGGUCAGAGUGUCAUAG
Messenger RNA from Bacidia gigantensis, 921 nucleotides. RefSeq lists its product as uncharacterized. Gene Ontology annotation, cellular component: mitochondrial small ribosomal subunit. Gene Ontology annotation, molecular function: structural constituent of ribosome. The record is from RefSeq and is a predicted model, not a curated record. Gene Ontology annotation, biological process: mitochondrial translation. NCBI's taxonomy places the organism in Eukaryota, Fungi, Ascomycota, Lecanoromycetes, Lecanorales, Ramalinaceae. The coding region runs from base 1 to 921 and encodes 306 amino acids. The transcript is spliced from 2 exons.